Molecule: messenger RNA, 7460 nt
Organism: Scatophagus argus
Lineage: Eukaryota; Metazoa; Chordata; Actinopteri; Scatophagidae
Gene: ncoa2
Product: nuclear receptor coactivator 2
Exons: 22
Coding region: 653-5332 (1559 amino acids)
Biological process (GO): cellular response to hormone stimulus; positive regulation of transcription by RNA polymerase II
Cellular component (GO): nucleus
Molecular function (GO): nuclear receptor binding; protein dimerization activity
Source: RefSeq, a predicted model, not a curated record
CAUUGUUGAGAUGGGACGUGGUGUUUUCGUCGUGAAAUUCACGAUACAACGCGAGGUCUUCAAUCUCGGUUGUGUGUCUGUCUGGCACGGGCUCUCGCUUCGGCGUUAGCUUACUCGCAAGCGUUAGCUUUUCGGCUAAGUCCGCUGCCUGUGUCGGUAGUGUUUUUCUGCAGCAAACUCAAACAGACGGCGCAGUUAGCGAGCUUGCAAGCGAGUUAUUGCAACGUUUGUCAGCCGUUUUUAAUUGGUGGCGGUAUGGUCACCUUUACGUUCGAUGUAAAGCGCGGGCUAGCGUGCACAAUACUUUGAUAUGUCAUUGUUUUUUUGUGCUGAGUGAGCGGGUGACCGUGCAUACAACACCGGACUAAGUUCGCCAGUAGCACACAGCAGGAACGUCGUUAGCAUGCUAGCUGUUUAGCUGCGGGCUAGUGUGGUUGGGUGAACGUUGUCAGAAUAUACGAGAGAGUCAGGACAGUUGUUUGAGCGGGCAGUUAACGUUAACCUCGCUGUGCUAUUAACCAUGCCUCCGUAGUACUUGCUGCGAUAGCAGGGAGAAGUGGAUGAUGCGUAAAGGUUUCCUAGCAUUACCGUCUUGCAGCAAUGGCCUGAGGGACUCUCUGGACUGAAACCAAGACGCUGAUAUGCAUUGAGGAUGAGCGGAGUUGGUGAAAACUCAUCUGACCCUGCCAGGGCAGAGUCACGAAAACGCAAAGAAUGUUCUGCCGAACUUCUAGGACCCAGUCCAAAGCGGAGCAACGAGAAACGCAACCGCGAGCAUGAGAACAAAUAUAUCGAAGAACUUGCUGAGCUGAUCUUCGCCAACUUCAAUGACAUCGACAACUUCAAUGUCAAGCCUGACAAAUGUGCAAUCCUGAAGGAAACUGUGAAACAGAUCAGACAAAUAAAGGAGCAAGAAAAAGCUGCAGCAGCAAAUGAGGAGGAGGUACAGAAGGCUGAUGUCUCAUCAACAGGCCAAAGUGUGAUUGACAAAGAUGCCUUGGGACCAAUGAUGCUGGAGGCCCUGGACGGCUUCUUCUUUGUGGUGAACAUGGAGGGCAACAUCGUCUUCGUGUCUGAGAAUGUGACCCAGUAUCUGCGCUACAACCAGGAGGAGCUGAUGAACACCAGCGUCUACAGCGUGCUGCAUGUUGGGGAUCACGCUGAGUUCAUCAAGAACCUGCUGCCCAAGUCCCUUGUGAACGGCGUCCCAUGGUCCAGCGAGGGUCCGAGGAGGAACAGUCACACAUUCAACUGCCGAAUGCUGGUCAACCCCCACAGUGAGAGCCAAGACGAGUCUCACGACCAUGAGCCUCAGCAGCAGAAAUAUGAAACCAUGCAGUGUUUCGCCGUCUCCGAACCCAAGUCCAUCAAGGAGGAAGGAGAUGACUUUCAGUCGUGCCUGAUCUGUGUGGCUCGCAGGGUGCCCAUGAAGGAAAGACCCAUGCUUCCCACGCAUGAGAGCUUCACCACACGGCAGGACCUGCAAGGCAAGAUAACGUCCCUGGAUACCAGUCUCCUGCGGGCGUCCAUGAAGCCAGGCUGGGAGGAUCUGGUGAGGCGCUGCAUCCAGAGAUUCCACCUACAGAACGAUGGAGAGAUGUCUUUUGCCAAGAGACAUCAGCAGGAAGUGCUCCGCCAUGGCCAGGCAUUCAGCCCCAUCUACCGUUUCUCCCUCUCUGAUGGAACCAUCGUGUCAGCCCACACCAAGAGUAAAUUGGUGCGCUCGCCCGCCACCAACGAACCCCAGCUCUACAUGUCCCUGCACAUUCUUCAGAGGGAGCAGACAGUAUGUGGAAUGGGCCAGGACAUGGGUCCUGGCAGUCAGGCCACGGGGAUGACUCCCAAACCAGUGAACUCCUCCACUCCCUCCAUGACCCCUCCAACCCCAGGCAGUUUGCCAGGAUUGGGGCCUCAGGGCCAAGACACUACUAUCAGCAGCAACAGCACGCCUUUUUCCCCUCCAGGCCCUGCUGGCCCCAGAGAGCCAGCAGCAAUGGGGGGACAUAUGCAGGGCUACCGUUUUGGAUGUCCCCCACCACACAACCACACUGGAGGUAUGCAGCCACCACAGCAGGGCCCUAACUGGAGGAUGAACAGCCCUUCUCGUGCUAGUCCCAGUCCAGCAGGUGGCCCCCAUCCACCUCAGCAGAACUCCAUGCUGUCGCCCAGACACCGAGGUAGUCCUGUGGGAGCGGGCAGCCCUCGUGUAGCAGGUGGCCUGCACUCUCCCUCCCCUGUGGGGAUGUGUGGUGGAGGGCCUGGAGGUGCAGGUACUAGUAGCACGACUGGCACCCAUGCAAACAGCUACACUAGCAGCUCUUUGUCAGCUCUUCAGGCCCUUAGUGAGUGCCACGGUGUUGGACAUGGGCAUGGGCCCCCUCAUGCACACACACUGGGGUCUCCAGACCGGAAGAUAGGCUCCCCAGCUGGCAUCACACAAGGUUCAGGAGUAAACACUCAUUUGAUGUCAAAAAUUGGAGUAGGAGGGGGCAGUGGCACUAGUGGUGGCACGGGAGACUCAUUUGGACCUCACACAGAGAUGGGUCAGGGGCACCCCCAGGGCCAGGCAGAAGGCAACCUAGCAGAGCCCAAGGAGGAGAGGGAAGGGCCCUCAGAGGGCCACGACACUCACAGUCGUCUUCAUGACAACAAGGGCCACACCAAGCUACUGCAACUGCUCACCACCAAGUCAGAGCCUCUGGAGACACCCCUGUCCCCUGGCACAGGAGGUGAGGGCAAGGACCAGGCUGGAACCGGGGUCAGGGGUGGUCACACUGGGAAUACCCAUGCCACAUCCCUUAAAGAAAAACACAAAAUCCUCCACCAGCUUCUUCAGAACAGUUCAUCUCCUGUAGAUCUGGCCAAACUUACUGCAGAAGCCACAGGCAAAGAGCUGGGCCAAGACCAAGCCCAGGGUGCAGGUAGUACAGCUUCUGGUGCAGAAACUGCUCCCAAGCAGGAGCCCUUGAGCCCUAAGAAGAAAGACAAUGCCCUGCUACGUUAUCUCCUGGAUAAAGAUGACACUGUAAUGAAGGACAAGGUCCCUAAGCUGGAGCCAGGAGAGGUGAAGCUCGAAGGGGGCAAACACACGCUUAUCAAGGCGGAGAAACAAGACACAGGAUACGACCGAGCUGAACAGUCGUCAGAGCUGGAUGACAUCUUGAACGACCUGCAGAAUGCUCAGCCACAGCUCUUCUGUGAGCCACGGCCGAUCUCAUUGCCCAGUCCCAUGGACAAACAGAAUAUCAUCAAUGACAUCCUGCAGAUGUCUGAGACCAGUCCAGCCAUGGCGGCGCAGCAGCAGCAGCAGCAGCAGCAGCACCAGCACCGGGGCAUUGGGACUGGCAUGGGCCCAACGAACUUCGGGGGUGUUCGUCCAGGCCAGCCAGGCAGGGCUCUGCCUGUGAGGAGUGUGUCUCUGGACAUGAAUGUGUCUCCUCAGCAGACAUCAUUACAGUACCCCAUAAGGGCCACUAGCCCCUACACUCUCAUACAACAGCAGCAGCAGCAGCAAGGCAUGGUGGGAAGUCACGGCAUGAUGCCUAAUCAGGCCGGUAUAGUCAACACAGGACUGAUGGCUCCAAGUGGUCCACGGCCAGGCCUGCAGCAGCAGGAGGGCUGGGUGGGUUCAGCCUCUGCCCCUCCUCUGGGGGCAUCUGGCCCAGUGCAACAAGGUGCCAUGCAGGGCAGGAUGGGGGCAAAUGCUGCUCCCAUGAGGCCAAACAGCCAGCCAGGGCCCAGACAGAUGCUUCAGUCCCCAAUGAUGGCCAAUGCCCAACCUGAUAUGGAUAUCGGUGUGGCCAGCCACCCUUUCUCCCAGCAACAGGCUCCACCCAACCAGACAGCCCCCUGGCCAGACAGCAUGAUGCCCAUUGACCAGACAGCUUUUGUAAACCAGACCAGGCCAGUGCACUCAGCACCCCAGGAUGAUUUACUGUGUAACACGGGGCUCGGGUCCGGUGAUGUCGGUGCAGUAGACGAGGGGGCACUGAUGUCUCAGCUGUACACCGCGCUAAAAGAUUUUGAUGGCCUGGAGGAGAUUGAUCGUGCUCUGGGGAUCCCUGCUCUGGUUGAACAGAGUCAAUCAUUGGAGCCAGACCAGUUCCCCCAAGACCCCUCCAUGAUGAUAGACCAAAAGCCCCCUAUGUACACCCAACAAUUUGGUCCCCCACCAUCCCACAUGACCCAAAGGGGCUAUCCCGGUGCUGCCAUGCAAGAGCAAGGCUUCCACCCCAUGUCUGGUCAGAUGGGUCCACGGCCAGGUUACCCCAUGAUGAGGAUGCAGGCCCGCCCGGGACUUAGGCCGACCGGGGUCGUCCCCAACCAGCCCAACACACUACGACUGCAGCUCCAGCACCGGCUACAGUCCCAGCAGAACCGUCAACCAAUGAUGACUCAGAUGAGUGGUGUGUCAAAUGUGAACCUACCUCUUAGGGCCAGUGCUCCAAACCAGGGGACCAUCAAUGCUCAGAUGCUGGCACAGCGUCAGCGGGAGCUGCUCAGUAAUCACUUGAGACAGAGGCAGCAGCAGCAGCAGCAGCAGCAGGCCCAGCAGGUCCAGCAGCAGCAGCGGAGCAUGGCCAUGAGGGCUCAGGGCCUCAACCUACCUCCCAACAUGGCCACUGGAGGCAUGAGUAACCCCCGGAUCCCACAGGCCAACCCCCAGCAGUUCCCCUACCCGCCCAGCUACGGUACCAGUACAGGCCUGGCCUCGCCACCUCCCCCCACCAGCCCCUUCUCCUCCCCUCUCUCCCCCAGCCUGCCCUCUCUCCCCCCCAACCCCCAGCUCCACCUGCAUGGCACCUCCUCCUCUUCCUCCACCUCCUCCUCCUCCUCCUCACAGAUGAUGAUGGGAAACACAAACAUGAUGGGCGGACAGUAUGGGGCCGUACUCAGCCCCCAAAUGCAGCACAGUGCCUUUCAGUUUCCCAACUCAGGUAUGAGCCAACAGGCGGAUGGAGGCUUCGGAGGUCCCGGAACACCACAGAGCCCCCUGCUUUCUCCCCGCAUGGCCCACACACAGUCCCCAAUGAUGCAGCAGGGCCAAGGAAAUGCUCCUUUCCAGGGGUCCCCUGACAUGAAUGGCUGGCCACAGGGCAACAUGGGAGGCAACAGUAUAUUCUCACAGCAACAGGCGUCACCACAGUUCACCCAGCAGAACAACGGCAACAUGUACAACGGCAGUGGCAUGAACCUCAACAAUGUCUCCAUGGCCACCAACAUGGCAACCAGCAGCAUGGGCCAGAUGGCGGGACAGAUGAGUGUCACGUCCAUGGCCUCGGGGUCCUCACCCAGUUUGCCCUCCAUGGGGCAGGAACAGAAAUACUGUUGACCCUCAUGGAGUUCUUAACCCGAACCUCAGUGAGCAGCUGGUGCAAGGAGCACGUCGCCCUUUAAAAAUUGUACAAACGCGUAACCAACCGACUGCCCCUUGAACCAGCCAGGCCGAGCCCUGACCCGGUCCCCCCAGCCCAGGUUUUGCCGUCUGUCCCAGCUGGGCCUGCUCUGCAGCCCGGAGGAGCCCGGCCCUGAACAGACACAGGAGCGUGAAGCGGGCUGGGGAAGGAUCGUGGAUCUCUGUUCGACAUGCCUAACCCUCCUGGAGGAGAGCCUUGUGAUGAGCCAGUCUGUCUGCCUGUCCAGCUGCAUUCACCGUAGAGUGACUUACUGUAGGCCUCCUGGUGGGGGACUCUGACCUAAGGGGGCAGCAGUGGGUGGGAUCCCUUGUUCUGAUGAAUGUAUUCCUCUCACUGGACAGCGGCCAUUUACAAUCUCAUCUCAAAAACGAAAGACGUACACUGAUUUUUCUUUGAUGUCCGACCCUUCUCACACAUUUUGACAUUUCCACAUAGUUCCAAAAAUGGCAGCAAAUAUACUCCAAGUUAUGUUCAAACUCUUAUGGAUGGAGCUCAAACACUUAGCCGGUUUUGCCUUUUUGCUGUUCUUUAUUUUAUUAUAAUUUUAGUUGGUUUUUUUGUUUUGUUUUGAUUUUUUUUUUUUUUUCUUGUUGUGAGAAUUAAGAUGUAGAAUGAAGACAUGGUUGAAAAGUUGAUCUUGAAAAACACUGCAGAAGAAUGGUUCGAGUGGAAUGGUGAUUUGUAUGAUUAGACUAAUUUAGUCAAGAGGUUUAUAUAGUGUAUUAAAUUAAGUUUUAUUUUUCUGUAUAGAUUCAUUUUAAUUAUUGUAGAUGAUUCUUUAUCCUGGUAGCAGCAAGAAAAAAUAUUUCUGAAAGUGUGAAAGAGGCACUUUUUUUUUAUAUAUAAUUUUAACAGUAAUUGUUGUACUCUUUCUGAGAAGAUUCUUCUAUUAACCUGAAUAAUGGAUUAUGCUUUGGUCCUUUAGUUUCAGAAGAUGUCAAAAUCAUAUAUGGUUUAAAAAUGAAUUACAGAGAUUGUACAUAACGAUAAGUAAAGCGUUUUCUUUCCUAUUUAUUUUAUUCCUUAGGGUUUGUUUCCCCGUCUGGUCACAGCUGCCUCUUGAAGCAGAGCAGUGUUUUGUUUUGUUUUUUCUCCUGUUUUUGUUUUUGUUUUGUUUUGUUUUGUUUUUUGGGUUCUUUUCGGGAAGCGGACUGGGAGCCUUCGUGUUCUGAUGUUCUGGUACGAUGCAGACACGGGUGGGGGAGGGUGGGAGGUGGGGAAGGGUUGUAAGGGGGGUGUGGUGUGUAUACAGUGUACAGAUUAUCGCUUGCUUUUCUGCCUUUAGCAUAGAACACCACAAAAAGUAAAAAAAAAAUAAAAUAAAAAUAAUAACAUACACACAACUUCAACACAGCCAUACAAUAACUCAAAAAAAAAAUAAGAGAAGUGUGCUUUCUAUGUUGUCUGGAGUGAAAAAUGCUUCAUACAAGCUGCUAGGUGCAAACUGUUCUGGUGUGAUGUAAACAAGCAAUAACGAUUACUUGAGAAACUCUUGGGUUUUUUUUUUUUCUCUUGGUUUUGUUUUUGUUUGUUUUGUUUUUGUAAUUUUUGUACAGUUUCCUGAAUAAAAAGGACAGAUUUUUUGCUCCACGUUUGGAUGCAGUAUUAAACACAGUUUUUUAUUGCAGUUUGUACCAAGAAAGUCUACAGCCACACACAGCGUUCCUGUUAGAUUAUGCAGCAUUGGCUGAGGCCUGGAGAGGGAAGUAGUUUGUGGUCCCCUUGUUGACACACGCCCUCUCCGCCUCCCAGCCACCCUUCUAUAGCAGAGGUCAGAGUUAAGAGUGCACGGUACAUCAGAUCUGCUCUGACAGACACUUAGCCAUAUUUUAUGACCUCAGGCAAUCAGUUAGACUAUAAAGUGUUCAGUAAUGACAUGCUAAUCUUAUGCACCAGGUUUGACCUUCACAAGAUCUAAAGCAAGUCAUCUUCUCUAACCUCAAAAGUACAUUUUCCUCAAAGAAAAAAAAAAAAAAGAAAAGGAAAAAAAAAACAAAACUUUUUAUACCAACUAUUUUCACCCAGGACAGACUUUGAGCAAGC